Molecule: messenger RNA, 612 nt
Organism: Gongylonema pulchrum
Lineage: Eukaryota; Metazoa; Nematoda; Chromadorea; Rhabditida; Gongylonematidae
Source: the annotation of a GenBank genome assembly
AUGAAGUUUGAUGUGAAAAAGAGAUAUGUGAAAAAAGCGAUGAAACUGACCAACACGGCGAAUGCGAUCGAUGGCACUUCACGCUUCGAGAGUAUUCCAAGCGAAAAGGUUCACUUUUCGUUCGCCUGGGGUACACAUCUCAGUGACGAGCAGUUUGAGUGGGUGUUCCAGCUGUUUGUUGACAAUAUGCGUUCGAUGUAUCAGAUCUCGCGCUGGGGCUACGAUGAGCACAGCAAAAGGCAGGAACUCCGGGCCACCACUUCUAGGUUUAUCAUUGCAAAAAAUGCCGAUGGCAAGCCAGUUGCAUACAUGCAUUAUCGUUUCGACACGGACUAUGAUUCGGCAGUGCUUUACUGUUACGAGAUCCAAGUUGAAAGCGAAUAUCAGGCAAAAGGCAUUGGGACGGCUCUUCUGUCAAUUGCUGAAUGCCUCGCGAAGCGAAUGUCAAUGGACAAAAUUAUGGCGACAGUUUUUGCAUUCAAUGGCAAUUCACUUGCAUUUUUUCACAAAAAUGGUUUCACAACGGAUCCAAGUUGUCCGGAGGCGAGCAGCGAGGUUGAUUACCUGAUUCUGUCAAAAUGUUUAUACAGUCGAAGAUCUCAGGAGUGUUGA